Messenger RNA from Halichondria panicea, 792 nucleotides. RefSeq lists its product as uncharacterized. The record is from RefSeq and is a predicted model, not a curated record. The transcript is spliced from 5 exons. Bases 58 to 657 code for a protein of 199 amino acids. NCBI's taxonomy places the organism in Eukaryota, Metazoa, Porifera, Demospongiae, Suberitida, Halichondriidae.
AAGUCCUGUGCACAAACAACUGCACAGUCAUACAUUUUUUUCACAAACUUGUUUAAAAUGCUCAAGGUUGCAGUUGCUGUUUUUGCCCUCGUAGCUGUGUGCUAUGCACAGCCACCAGAACCUAUAAAACCUCCAACGAUCCCUGAGACAUUCAUGACUGAUUUCAUGGUUCACAGGAGAGAUCAUGAGGGAGAGUAUAUGGGCAAAGGUACUUGGGAACGUGACUUCAUGAAGGGAAUGGCACGAGAGAGGGCCGAGUUCAUGAACAGGAAUGCUACAUUUGAAGAAGAACGCCUGGAGCUCUUCGAAGAGCACAUGAGCUACAGCAUUUUGAAGAACAGCACAGGCACCUUCUGUAGGGAGCACGAUAUUCCACAGAAUGAAAUGAUUCAGAAGAUGUGGGACUGGGUAAACUCAGACGAGGCUCAUGGAGAUAAACACAAGGACGAACGUACUGGCGAAAUGGUAGACCGAUGGAGUAUUAACAUGCCGCAAAGUUUCGGCAGACUCCAGCUUUUUGUGGACGAAAAGGAUCUAACAGUUCCCAUUGCUUUGAUAAGAGAGUCAAGGGGAGUAGAAGAGGAUGUGAGAUUUACUAACUUCAAAGCCAUGGAGCCUCCUGCGUCCGACUUUGUUCCCCCUCCUGCUUGCAAGUAGAAGUGACAAAACUUGAACAUAUAUAUUCUGUAAAGAACAUGUAUAUGGUGUAGGUAGAUUUAGUUAUUGUAGCCUCUGUUGCAUGCCAUUGGAUGCAUGCAAAUGCAUUGAUAAUGAAUAAAAUGUACAAUCUAA